Camelina sativa (false flax) is the source of this 3591-nucleotide messenger RNA. RefSeq names its product patellin-5-like. The record is from RefSeq and is a predicted model, not a curated record. Gene Ontology annotation, molecular function: lipid binding. NCBI's taxonomy places the organism in Eukaryota, Viridiplantae, Streptophyta, Magnoliopsida, Brassicales, Brassicaceae.
AUGAAUGGGAAGACAUAAAUGGAGGAACCACUUGGACUGAAGAACCACCUAUUUCUCCACUCCCCAUUCAAAGCCUCAAACAUAAAUUUUAAACCGUUUGAUCUACUAGAUCCACACUUGUUUACUAGAUCCGCUAGAUUCACUUUUUUCCACUUGAUCCACUAGAUCCGCUAGAUCCGCUACGCUUGAUACACUAUCUCCAUUCGGAGCCUUAUUAUCGGUAACAACCAAAUACUUCCUUUUAAAAGUUUUAGUUCAAGUUUACUGUUGUCUAAUUCGGUUACGCAUUAAUUUAGUUGUUUAUAUAUAUAUCUCCUUUAGGUCUAGUUUGGUUGUAUUUAAUCAUUUGUGUUGUGUCCAUAUGAAAACAUCUUGAAUGAAGAAAACGUUUCAUAAUAUAUUUUGCUUUUGGAUUCAAUACAUGAACGGUAGCUUUAACUAGUAUGAUAGAGAUGUUAAGUGAGAGACCUAAACAAACUUUAAUCCAACAAAUUAUUAGUUGGGAUAGUUUUCGGCCACUAAUUUUAUCGCGAUAAAUAUUUGACCUCCAACGUACAGAAUAGUGUUCUUGAGAACUAAAUUUCGAAAUUAUAUUUUCGAACCUUUUAACAAACUAAAUAUUGUUUGGUCAUAAGAAAACUACAAAACAUCUAUUACAUUUGUACGGAAGGGCAUCCGCAUCACAAAUAUGUAUCAUAGCAUGUUAUACCGAUUAAAAUGUUAUCAAUAAUCCAAAGCUGAACCCACUACACAAAACAAAAUAAUCAUCUUAUCUCUACAAAAAAAAAAAACUAAGUAUCCUACACAAGACAGUAUAAUCAUCUUAUCUCCACCAAUUAUUCAUAAUUUUGGUCCCAUGAUAUGAUCGACCAAACUCAUAAGAACGAAACUUGGUUCUCAAACUCGGAUCAGAUACUGUCUCGUUAGUAUUAAUCAAAAUUCUAUAUUUUCUAAACUAAUUAUUCAAUUGUUAAUUUAAAAAGAAAAAAAACAAUUUGUUUUGCUAUAGUUAGUAAUGAGAACUUUGUCACUUAUUAGCUAAAACAUUUAAACUCCUACUCUGUUUUUGUCCUUCUCAUUAACGGUCUUACCUUGCUAACGUGAGUGCUACUAGCAAUUCAACCCAAAAUGUUCAAAAGAGCACUAACUACCUACUAAACCCAAAAACAUAUGCACGAACAUGGGGUAUCAUUAUUUUAGUGGUUACAACUUACACCAAGGUAAUAUAAUUUAAUAAAGUACUGGUUACAUUUAUUAUUUACUUUAAAAAGGAUAAAGACAUCUUUUACUUUAUUAAGACAGCUUUUUGAGUUGUAAAUUCAGAGUUACAUUGGAUACCCUUCUUCUUUCUUUGACCAUUCUCUCUCUCUCUCUCUCUCUCUUUCUCUCUGGUCUCUCUACCUGAAAAACCCGCUAACAUUGCUCUCUCUAUCUGUCUCUGUCCCUUUCUUCUUCCUUUUCCAAUAAAACUCAAAUAAAUAAAAAAUGUCUCAAGAUUCUCCAACUACUACUACUAUUACUACUCCGCCGCCACCUUCAACCUCCGGUGAAGAACUAGAGCCAAAGCUUGUAACUUUGGAAGCAGAGCAGGCAUUGGGGACUCCGGAGCCAAAUCCUCAGCUACCUUUGAUGCCGGAGCUAGAGCAGCCUAGCCACGUGACGGAGGAGGAUUUAGAGCAGACACGUGAAGUGACUUCGGAGCAAGAGUGUCUCAACCACGCGGCGGAGGAUUCAGAGCUGACACAAGUAAUGACCCCGGAGACAGUGACUUUGGAGCCUAAGCUUCUCAACCAUGGGGCAGAUGAUUCAGAGCAGACACAUCAAAUGACGCCGGAGACAGUGACUUUUGAGCCAGACCCGUCGGAGGAGGAGUCAGAGAAGACGGAGACAGAGCCAUCACAGAAACUGAUGUUAGAGCAGAGGAGGAAGUACAUGGAGGUAGAAGACUGGACAGAGCCGGAACUACCAGACGCGGCGGUGUUAGAAGCUGCAGCAUCCAUACCUGAGCCGAAGCAACCGGAGCCUCAGGCGGUGUUAGAAGCUGCAGCGUCCAUACCUGAACCAAAGCGACCAGAGCCUCAAGCGGCGGCACCACCUACUACUACUGCUUCUUCCGGUGAAUCUAGAUCGCUGGCUGAUAUGAUGAACAGAGAAGAAGCUGAAGCAGAAGAGAAACCAAAGAUUCAGAUUCCUCGUAGUCUCGGCUCAUUCAAAGAAGAGACAAACAACAUCUCCGACCUUUCCGAACACGAGUUAAACUCACUUCACGAGCUCCGCAACCUUCUUCAAGAAUCACAAGAUUCAGGCAAAAGCUCUAUAUGGGGUGUGCCGCUACUCAAAGACGACCGAAGCGACGUCGUUUUGCUAAAGUUCCUAAGAGCAAGAGACUUCAAACCCCAAGAAGCUUACUCAAUGCUCAAGAAGACACUCCAAUGGAGAAUCGAAUUCAACAUCGAAGAGCUUCUCGAUGAAAACCUCGGGGACGAUUUAGACAAGGUUGUGUUCAUGCAAGGACAAGACAAGGGGAAUCAUCCUGUCUGUUACAAUGUCUACGGUGAGUUUCAGAACAAAGAUCUUUAUCAGAAAACGUUCUCGGAUGAAGAGAAGAGAGAACGGUUCUUGAGAUGGAGGAUCCAGUUUCUUGAAAAAAGUAUAAGGAAUCUUGAUUUUGUAGCUGGUAGUGUUUCAACGAUCUGUCAAGUAAACGAUCUUAAGAAUUCUCCUGGACCUGGUAAGACUGAGCUUAGGCUAGCUACUAAGCAAGCUCUUCAUCUUCUUCAGGACAAUUACCCUGAGUUUGUCUCUAAACAGAUAUUCAUCAAUGUUCCAUGGUGGUACCUUGCGUUCUAUAGGAUUAUUAGUCCUUUCUUGACACAAAGGUCAAAGAGCAAACUGGUUUUCGCAGGUCCUUCAAGAUCUGCAGAGACCCUUUUCAAGUACAUUUCACCAGAACAUGUCCCGGUUCAGUAUGGCGGACUAAGUGUGGAUAACUGCGAUUGCAACUCGGAUUUCACACAUGAUGAUGUCGCUACUGAGAUUACUAUUAAACCAGCUACUAAACAAACCGUCGAGAUUAUUGUUUAUGAGAAAUGCACGAUUGUGUGGGAGAUAAGAGUAGUGGGAUGGGAGGUUUCGUAUGCAGCAGAGUUUGUGCCGGAGAACAAAGAAGGUUAUACAGUGAUCAUUCAGAAACCAAGGAAGAUGGCUGCGAAAAAUGAACCAGUGGUGUCACAGAGCUUUAAAGUUGGAGAAGUUGGUAGGAUUUUGCUAUCCGUGGAUAACCCGACUUCAACCAAGAAAAUGCUUAUCUACAGGUUCAAGGUUAAGCCUUUGCCAUGUGAGUAAGUAAAUUCGCAUCUUUCUCUUUCUUCGUGUGUUCCUUAGUUUAGAACGAUCAUAUGAUUUGUUAGUUGUGUUUUUUUUUUUCUUUCUUGCUUAUAUGUUGGUGACUUAUAUGGCUUGUGUGGUUCUGUUUUUGCUAAUUCUUUUGUUUUAUAUUGUAUUUUCUCUCAUAUCCAAAUUUCACCCCAAGGACGAUGAUGUUUUGUGUGUUGAAUUGCUUUUAAAGGGAAACCAAGCCAUAGGCUUCAA